GCGGGAGCUCCUCGGCGGGUUCGAGCCGCUCCUCGGCGCUGCCCUCUUGCCGUGCUGCAGACGUUCCGGGUCUCCACAUGAGUGUCUCGUUACCGCAUUGGUGAGCAGUUGAUGUUGCCAGAAGAAAUCUCCCUGGCAGGAGCUGUGAAGCUGUACUGUUCUGGAAUUGCAUGCCUCACGUUUCGCCCAGGGCCAGCUGAGAAUCUUGGUUCAUGCAACCUGUCAGUACUCAAGAGAUAAUAAAGAAUGGCAAGAAAGACCUCUGUGUGACUGCUCUACCUUGGAAACACUACUAUUGAAUCAGGAGACCCAUGAGCUCCUUGGAGUACAAAGCAGGCUCAAGAUGCUGAGCCGUUUGUCAGGUUUAGCAAGUACUGUUUUACAAGAGCUGUCUGGGGAUGAUGGAGAUGCAGUUACUGAACCAUCUAUUGCUGUAGAAGCUGUGCAGUCAGAAGCAGAAGGCAUGGAAGAGGCACCUGAGGAGGUGUUGGAGCGCCUAGCCCAAACAGAAAAGCUGGUUGUUCAGCUGAAGGAUUUGAUUCGAGAAAAGGAUGCCCUGCUCCUGGAAAAAGAAACUGUGCUGAAGAAAGAGCGAGAGGCCGCGGAUGCCAAGGUGAUGAAACUGAAACUUCAAGCCAAAGCCAAACUGGCCUCUCUGAACAAACGCAUCGAGGAACUGACCGAGAAAGGAGCGCCACUGCCUGCACAGGCCUCAGCAGCAGAGCUGGAGGAUCCCAAGAAAAACGAAAAUACAAGUGAAGGGCUCAGAGAGGAGGUGGAAGUACUGAAGAAGCAGCUCAGGGAGCAAGAGGAGACUGUUCAGGACCUGAAGAAACAGCUGGCUGUAGCUGAAGUGAAUCUGAAGGAUGCUGAAGUCAAGUAUGCAACACAGCUGAGCUCCCUGCAGGAGGUGAUUCAGGAGAAGGAAGCUCUCCUGGAAGAGCAUGUGCAGCAGCAUCGAGCUGAAUUGCUCAAGAUGGUGGUCCAGUCAGAUACGGAAGUAGAGAUGCAGCAGAACCUGCGCACGCUUCAGAGAAAGCUCGAGGAGCAGGAGGCAGCUCUGUUAGGACGAACUCAGGUGGUAGAACUGCUGCAGCAGGAGUUACACACUGCUGAAAAACAAAACCGGACGCUCCUAGAUCAGUGCCAGAAGAUGGAAGUGGAACUAAGCUCCAUGAGGGAUGUGUUAGAUGCAGAGAGACGAGGGGCUCGGGAUCUCAGGGAGAAGAUGGAGCUGGAGCUGGCUGAGAGGAAGCUGGCUUCCCAUCGCUUGCAGGAGGAGGUGCAGUGUCUCUCAGAGCAGCUGGAGGAGGCCAGAAGAGCGCAAGCUGAGCUCGAGGUGCAGUACAGAGACCUGGAGCAGGCACGCAGGCUGGAGGUGGAGGAGAAGGAGCGGCUGCGCAGCCGUGUGGCGGUGGCUGAAGAGGAGCUGCCACGUGGCCGUGCUGUCCCUGGGGCUGAGCGGGAGCAGCUGGAGCAGGACGCUGGCCAGCCCUCAGUGCCAGCUGUGGGACACGGAGCUGCAGCACAGGGACCACGGGAUGAACUUCUACAGAAGUGUGAAGAAUUUGUCUGCUGUCAGGACGAGCUGAAAUCCCAGCCACAAGUACAGCUCUCUGAACUGGAGCAACAGGAUGAAUCAGCAUCACAGAAAAAAAUAGUAGAUCAGGAGGACCAGAAUGAGACUUCAUUCCUACCCACAGAAAACUUGGAAAGACAGAAGACAGAAGAAAUACCACAUUUGCAGCUUGUUCUCCGGGAGUCUCAGCAGGAAGCUGUGAUGGCCACAGAAGAUGCAGAACAGAAUAAAAAUAUUGGUGCUGAGGCAAAAUUGGAAGACCUGGGGACUGUGGAAGCUCCAGCCUCCUAUGUAGACUGCUCUUCUUCUACAGGUGUGUCAGGAGAGCUGGUGAAUUCUGAAAUGCAAAAGCCUUUUGGUGACACUUCCGUGCUCUCUGAGGCAAGAACAGAUGGCUUUACCAAUAGAAGCCAGCAGUUUACUGAGGAAAGCUGUCCACCUGGAAUUCUAGACUAUAUUGCUGCGGAGAAACAGAAGGAGCUGUCAGUUUUGCUGCUGGAACUGAAGGAAGCCCAAGAAGAAGUAACUUUUCUGAAAAGCCGACUCAAGGGCCCCAGUGGCCAGACUUCUACAGGCAGCCAAACAGAAGCUAACCAGCUGGGAGAGAAUUCACAGAUACAGUGCCAGGAGAGGGAGGAGCAGAACGCCUCAGAUACACAGAGUGUUUUAUUGCUGACAGAAACAGAAAUUCAGAAAACUGGCUUUCUUCAGGAAAAUGGAAUCAGCUUCCAAGAUGAGCCUCAGGGAAGUCCUGGCCCCUCUCAGUCUCAAGAGCUCAUCAAGUUACAAAACCAAAUUACAGAACUGCAAAUAAUGCUACAGAAAUCAGAAGAAUCCUUUAGAAAAGAACUAGGAGAAAAAUGUGCAGAAAUAAAUAGGCUAAACCAGUUGGCAGAGGAAUACAGGAAAAAAGCAGAGGAUCCUGACAGUACAUUUUGUGUUUUGACUGAUGAGCAAGAUCAGCUCUCGUGUCAGGCCAAAGAACUUUCUACCAUAACAGAACUGAAGGAGCAAGUGAAGCAACUGGAGGAAGAGCUAGCUCUUUCAGAAAAGCAGAGACUGUCAGACAGUCAAAGCAGCCUUCUAAGAGAGCAAAUCCAGAGCCUUAAAAAUGAAUUUAAAUCCAAAGAUAUAAAAAUUGAAGCUUUGCAAAAGGACUUGGAUGAAGCACAACUUCAGCUUUCUGACCAGGACAUGCAACUGAAGGAUCUGAGAAGCCAGGCUGAGACAAAGGAACGUGAAGUACUUCAUCUAGGACAACUUUUGAGGGAGAAUACAGCAGAGAUGGAAGAGCUUUCCCACAAGUUAACCUUAAAGGGACGUGAGGCAGCAAGCCUGGAACAGCUCGUUGCUGAGCACACCAGGUCUGUAGAGAGCCUGCAGCAGGCCUUGCAGGAAAAGGACCAGCAGAUGGCAGAGAUCAGUGUCAGCAUGUCUGAGAAAAUGGUCCUGCUGAAUGAAGAGAAGUUUGCUCUAGGAAACGAGCUGAAGAGUCUUAAGGAGCAGACAAGUCUGUUAUUAAAAUCCCAGGAAGAAAAAGAGCAGAACAUAGGAGCAAAAGAUACAUGUCUGAAGUGUGGGGUAUCCAAGCAGCAGAAUGAGACAGAAGCAGUGAGUAAAGAAAAUGAGGAAUUAGUAAAUCAAGUUGAACUUCUGAGAAAAGAAAAUGAGCAAGUAAAGAGGAAGCUGCAAGCAGUAUUUGUGAACAGGAAGGAGCUUCUGAAGAAGGUAACCAGAUUGGAGAAUGAAUUAGAACAACUGAAUAGAGAACAAAAACAAGAAACCUCAGAGGCUCGGGCAGCUGCAGGGGAGGAGGACAUGAGAAGCAUGAUCAGCAAAGAAAUGGGUCUUGAAAACCAGCCCCGUGAGGACUAUCUAGUUCAGCUGCUUUCUGAAAAGGAAUCUGAGCUGCAGAGCAUGCGGAAGGAAAAAGAAACUACUGAAGCACAACUGCAGGCAGUGAUUGAGGAAAUGAGGCAACGCUUGCAAGAUAAGGCAAACACUGCUUCAGUUAAAGAUGAAAUCAUGGAGCAUCAGGCAGUUCCUGACAAAGUGACUGAAACCAAUGAAAGCCCAGAAGAUGAUGAAGAAAAUGAGAAACAUGGUUCAGCAGGUACAGAUCUGGAAGAAAAACAAAAGUCUGCUCUUAGAGAAAAGAUUUCAGUUCUUGAACAAGAAAAAGAACAACUUCAAAAAAAACUUCAAGAAGCUCUCAUAUCUCGCAAAGACACUAUAAAAAAGGCUCAAGAAAAAGACAGGCAUCACAGAGAACAAUUGAAACAGCAAAAAGAUGAUUACAACAUCCUGCAAGAAAAAUUUGAUCGGCAAAGCAAAGAGAAAGACAGUAUCCAGGCUCAGCUCAGACAGCUCCAAGAGCAGAAAGGAUCAGCAGAGAGUGUUUUUAGGAGUCAAGGUAGGUUGGAUUCUUCAUGCAUGGAAGCAGAAGAUACAACAAUUAACAAGCUUGUACAAGUUGCAGAUAUUUCUGAGGAAGAGUGGAAAAAACACCUUGACAAAUUGCAGAUGGAGAAAGAGAAAUUGGAAUGUAGUGUCAGCCAUAUGCAAAGGGAGCUUGCUCACAAAUCAGAAUUAAUCUUUGAUUUGCAGCAGCACAUAGCACAGUUGUUUGUAGAGAUAGAAGGGCUGAAGAGAACCUCUGACCAAGCUGAAGCUAAGGGAGCAAGUCUUCAGACAGAAUUGGAGGAGAAUCAAGGAAAAAUUUCUGGAGUGGCCAGUCUGGAAGACUUGAAAAUUCUUGUGCACCAAAAGGAUGAAGAAAUAGAAUUUCUUAGCCAGCAGUUAAAGGAGAAAAAUGACACUCUCAAUAAUGUGCAGGCACAAUUGCUGGAAAAAGAGGAAUCAGUCCAAAGACUGUGUAGUCAGUUGGAGGCUCAGGCUCAGGUGCAUGAGGAGCAAAGCAAGCGACUACAAAUGGAGAUGCUUGAAAUUCAGGAGAAGCAGAAGGACAAUGCAGAAGCAGCUAAGCAGAAGAAUCAAAUGCAGAGAAAGUUGCAAGCAGCACUUAUCUAUAGAAAAGAGGCACUAAAUGAGAGCAAAUCUCUAAAAGAAGAGCUGGCUAAUGCUAAAAUUACUAUUGACAGUCUUUCUGUCAAGCUGACAGAUUUGGAAAGCCAAGUAUGUGGCCAUGUUAAAGAAACAGAUACCUUAAGAGAAAAGUUAGUGUGCCUCACUGGAGAGCGAGAAAAACUUACUGCAGAAAUUGAUAAACUACUUGGAGAAAAUCAGAACCUUGAUGGAUGCUGUAAAAACCUUACACUUAAUCUGGAUAGCGUUGUUCUAGAGAAGGAGAAGCUGGAGAAGGAGGUGGAAUCAUUGAAGAGCUUUCAAGCCACUGAGAGUUCUGAGUGGCAGGAGAAACACAAGGAGCUUCAGGGAGAAUAUGAAACUCUGCUGCAGUCAUAUGAGAAUGUGAGUAAUGAGGCUGAGCGAAUUCAGCAUGUGUUGGAAACUGUUAGGCAGGAAAAGCAGGAAAUUUUCAUUCAGCUCAAAGGGGCUGAAGCAAAAAAGCAGGAAACAGAAAAGCAGCUACAAGAAACUGAACAGGAAAUUGAUGAAAUGAAGGAGAAAAUGAGGAAAUUUGCAAAAUCAAAGCAACAAAAGAUCCUGGAACUGGAGGAGGAGAAUGAGAAGCUUAGAGCAGAGAUGCAUUUUACAAAUGGAGAGCUGCACAGGACUGGAGAGAGCUUUACAAACACUAGCCUGAAAGAAGACCUGGAGUGCUCUAGGAAGGAGUGCCAGUCUCUUUCUACUCAGCUUGAGACAGUAAUGGCUGAAAAGGAGUCUCUGAAUCAAGAGAUUGUGGACUUGAAGUGCCUUUUGCAGGUAACAGAGUCUAAGCUGAAGGAAAGCAGAGAACUUGUGGACAGGUGUGUUGCCCAGCAGACAGCGGGGCAAGAAACUGAUAAGGCAGCUGCCACACCAUCACCAACGGAAGAGUCUGAAAAUCAAGUGGACGUGUCUUUUCAACCAGAGCCUCGUGCUGCCGAGCUGGACCAAGAGGCAUCUGAAAGUGAGAGACCUUGUGAGGAUCCUGGUCUCUACAGACAGCAAAUAGCUGAGCUCACCAGGCGAAUCGCAGAGAUGGAAGAUAACAGAAGGGCUUCAGAGCAACAGCUGGGUGACAUCCGCAGGUGUGCCGAGACUUUAGCAGGUGAGAAAAGGGCUUUAGAGCACCAAAUAGGAGAGAAAGUCCAUGAAGUGAAUGAUUUGCAGGCCACGGUAGCAAAGAUGGAGCAAAAGGUCCAAGAAGCCAGAGACGACCUCAUCAGAAUGACAGCACUGAAGGAUGCUCUAGAGGCUGAAAAGGAUGAUUUGGAAGAAAGGCUCAUGAAUCAGCUGGCAGAACUUAAUGGAAGUAUUGGAAACUAUCAGCAAGAUGCAACAGACUUCCAAAUCAAAAAUGAUCAACUGAAACAUGAGCUUCAGACUUUGCAGAGAAUGAUGCACGAACUGGAGGAGGAGAAAAGUCAGAUGGCAAAGGAGAAAAGCAAAGCGAGUUCAGAAGAGCAAAAGGAAUUUGUGGGAAAGCUAAAAUACAAUUGGAGAGGAGAAAGCAGCACACAUAUAAAGGAGCUUCAAGAACUGCUGAAACAGAAACAGCAGGAGAUUAAGCAGCUGCAGAAGGACUGUAUCAAAAGCCAGGAAAAGAACAGUAGUUUAGAAAGAACUGUUAAAGCUCUGGAAUUUCUGCAGAGUGAGACUCAAAAAGAGGUAGAAGCAGCCAAAGAAACUUCAGCUAAAGCAGUUGAAGACACCAAGAAAGCCCAGGCAGAGCUUGCUCACUGCAGAGUAGUGUUGGAUGACACUCAGAGUGAGGCAGCAAGGGUUUUAGCUGAGAGUAUCAAAGUGAAGGAAGAGUUACAAGCAGACAAAGAGCAAAUUAAAAUUCAAAUGAAGAAAAAGGAUGAAGACUUUGAGAGAAGACUGGAACAGGAAAAAGACAAGCACUCAAAGGAGAUCAAAAACAUGGAAGCAAAGCUGGCGACAUUGCAGAGAGAGAAGGACCAUAUGGAAACAACAGUUGGUGAUCUGCAGGACUCCUUGAAGACAAAGGAUCAAGAAGCAAAGCAGCUGGAAGGCAAUCUAAACAAAACACUAGCCCAGCUUGCAGCCUUCACCAGGAGCAUGUCUUCCCUUCAGGAUGAUAGGGAUAGAGUGAUAGAUGAAUCAAAAACAUGGGAGAAGAAAUUCACUGAAACUAUUCAAAAGAAAGAAGAAGAAAUACGUUGGAAAGAGGAAGCUUGUGUUGUGCUACAGGACCAGGUGAAACAUAUGACCAUGCGUGUGGAGGAACUCCAGACUCAAAUAUCCAGAUUGGAAUGCAACAAGAAAGACUGGGAGGUUGAUUGCAGGAAGGAGAUUCAGCAUCAUCAAAAGACAUGUGAAAUGUUGCAGGAGGAAAAAAAAGAGCUUUUGACUCGGCUUGAAGGGUCUCAGGAACUGUACAGCAAGUCUCAGAAUGAACAGCAGGAACUGGAGUCAGAAAUCAGCAGCCUAAGAGACCAGCUUGCUGACUUACAGAAUUCCUUCACCAAAUGUGAGCUGGCCAGGGAAGAGCUGGGGACUGUGGUCAAGCAACAAGAGAUGAGUAUCCAGAAUUUUAAACUCAACUGUGAGCAGCUUGAAGCUGACCUGCAGGCUUCCAAGGACCUAACAAAUAAGCUGCAUGAAGAAAUUAGUGCCAAAGAUGAAAAGAUCAUGAGUUUGCUGUCUGCCAAAGAAGAAGCAGUGAUGGCUGCUCUAGCUAAAUUACAGCAGCAGCAUUCUGAAGAGACAAAAGAGUUGGAGUGUAGGCUAAGUAAGGAGGAAGACAAUAAAAAAGCCUUGGAAAAUGAGAAGAACAAAUUUCUUGACAAACUCAAUCAUCUCACUGAAAAGAUGAAGAUAAGCAGAGAAGAAAGUAAGCAGCAGAAGGCACAGCUGGACUCCUUCACCAAGUCCAUGUCAUCUCUGCAGGACGACCGAGACCGCAUUCUGAGGGACUACAAGCAGCUCGAGGAACGCCAUCUUGGUAUAAUCCUGGAAAAAGACCAGCUAAUUCAAGAGGCUGCUGCUGAAAACAACAAGCUCAAGGAAGAAAUUAGAAGUUUCCAUGGCCAGAUGGAUGACCUCAACUCUGAGAAUGCCAAGCUGAAUGCACAGUUGGUGCGGUACAGAGAAGACCUUAACCAAGUGAUUUCAAUAAAGGACUCCCAACAGAAGCAACUUCUCAAAACACAGCUUCAGCGGAUCCAGACUCUGGAAAAUGAGAAGGCAACCAUAGAAACACAGCUGAAGGAGUCUGAGCAUACUCAGGAUGAUCUCAGGAAGUGCAUGGAAGCCUUAAGAGAGGAUAAAGUCAGUAUGUCUCUAGAGAUUGACACUCUUAGGUCCUCUCUGUCGCGAGUGCAGAGUGAGGUGGCAGCAUUACAUGAGGGCAGUCCCAUUGUGGAGUGUCAGGCAGAACUGAAGGCUCGAGAGAAAGAGCUACAGCAACUGAGUCAUGAGCUUUCCCUCUCCCAGAAGAGAAUAAGAGAACUUGAGGGGGAGCUAGACUGUGUUCAGAGGGAUGCAGCCAAGAGAGUGGGAGAGGCUGAGGACAGGCUUCGGAAGGAGCUGAAGCACCUGCAUCACGAUGCAGGGAUAAUGAGGAACGAAACCGAGACAGCUGAAGAGAGAGUAGCAGAGUUGGCACGGGACUUGAUGGAAAUGGAGCAGAAAUUGCUUGAAGUCACAGAUGAAAACAAAGAUCUCAGAGCUCAAAUUCAGUCUUUUGGGAGGUCCAUGAGCUCUCUUCAGGAUAGCCGAGACCAGGCUAAUGAAGAGCUUCGUCUUUUGAAACAGAAAUAUUCUACAGACUUACAGGAACAAAAGAGUCUAGUGCAGACUCUUCAGAAACAGAUGGGUCAGCUACAAGAGGAGCAACGUUCCACUCUCAGGGACCGAGAUAUGGUCAGGUCUGAGCUGACAGAACUGCAGAAGGCUAUUGAUGAAAGAGGUCUCUUGGCCCAGAUUGAGGAACUUAAUCAACAGCUCAGAGCUAAAGAUGAUGAGCUUCUCCACUUGUCUUUGGAAUUGGAAGGCUCUUCCAACCAAGUCAAAUCUUUCUCCAAGGCUAUGGCAAGCCUGCAGAAUGACCGAGACCGUCUGCUGAAUGAAUUGGACAAAACACAUAAGAUAGAAGAAGUGAAACAACAAGCAGAAGGGAGCAUUUCCACCACUACUUUGGAAGUGCAGAGUCUGAAGAAGGCACUGGCCUCCUUGCAGAGUGACAGAGACAGAGUAGUAAGAGAGCUGGAGAAUCUGCAGCAGCAGUACAUCCUUGUUGGGGUGGAAGCUGCUGAGAAUUCUCGCUUAAAGGCACAGCUGCAGCAGCGGGAGCAAGAGGCAGACAAACAGCUUCGCCUGCAAGAACAGCUGAGGCAGGAAGGAGCUGUGUACCAGCAGGAGCUCCAGCAGCUCAGACAGGAGAAGAACACGUGGGAAAAGCAGAGCAGCAGCAUGAAGGAGCAGUACCUGCUGGCCAUUGCAGAGAAGGACAAGGAGCUGAGCCAUUUGCAAAGGAUCACACAGGAAAUGAGGCUGCCCUUCAGCAAGGCUCAAGCCGUACAGGAACAGCACCAAAGCAAGAUUUCUCCAGAAGUCCUGAAAGGGGACUUUUCAAGCCUAGAAGCAGAGAUGAAACACCUCCAGGCCCAGCUAAGUGACAGUCUGAAAGAACUGCACCAGAAAGAGCUCAGAAUUCAGCAGUUAAACAGCAAGCUAUCUCAGGUUUUUGAGGAGAAAAAUGCCCUCUCCCUGCAGCUGCGAGGGAGCAGUCGGGGCACCUAUGAGAGCCAUCCGCACUACAGCGAGGUCCUGAACCGCUGCCUGGUGCUCGAGAGGCAGCUCCAGGAGCUGCAGGCUGCAGACAAGAGCAUGGAGCUGUUUGCAACAGAUGCUGCUCCAGGAGCACCCCAAGAAAAGAAUGAGUCACAGAGAGGCACUUACACACCUGAACUGCAGGAGCUGCAGCUGAGGUUGUCUGAAACAGAACACUUACAUAGCAGCACAAAGCAGGAUAUGAAGUAUUUGGAGGAGCAGCUGGAGGAGGAGCGGGACCGUCGCCUUGCUGCAGAGGAGGCUCUUCUUGCAGCACAGGAUCAGAUCAGGAGGUUGCAGUCAAGUGAGUGGUCAUCUUCCUUAAGUGCCAGCAUUGAUAUGACUCCAGGGCACGAGCAGUCCUUGCUGAUAGACUCCACGGACAAUAAUUCCAGCAGAAGCCGGAGUACUCCUGGACUGCGGCGCCUGUUGCGCUCUCUCCUCCGCUCCCGGGCCCACCUGCCCCUGCUGGUGGCCACGUACCUGCUCGCUGUCCAUGUCCUGCUCUUCCUGUGCUUCACAGGCCGCCUGUGAAUGGGAGUGGCGGCUUUUCCUCAGCCCUGUGCAUGCUGAGGGCCUGCGCGCCCUCACGGGAGGGCAGCACUUGUCCCAGCCUUUCCAAACCAGCCCUGAAGC
Melozone crissalis (California towhee) is the source of this 10075-nucleotide messenger RNA. It is a transcript of the gene GOLGB1, whose product is annotated as golgin B1. The record is from RefSeq and is a predicted model, not a curated record. NCBI's taxonomy places the organism in Eukaryota, Metazoa, Chordata, Aves, Passeriformes, Passerellidae. The coding region runs from base 344 to 9973 and encodes 3209 amino acids. The transcript has 25 exons. Gene Ontology annotation, cellular component: endoplasmic reticulum-Golgi intermediate compartment; cis-Golgi network; membrane.